UCUGCUCUGCUCUGCUCUGCUCUGCUCUCCUCUCCCGGUGGAGCUCGCCGGGCCCUAUGGCGGAACACUGAGCUACCGCGCCCUGCGGGCUCUGAGCGCUGAGCUGGGUCCGGCUGUCCUUGCUGCUCUUGGGUGUGAAUGAUGUUCAAACCCAAAGCUUGUCAGGUUUGCGCUGUUGCUUGAGUUCCUCUGCCUGCUGAAACAAAUGUGUAGUUCUGGUACAUUUACACUGCGUUGGUGCGGCCUCAUAUUAAGUGCUGUGUGCAGUUUUGGGCACCAUGAGGAUGGUGAAGGGCUUUGAGGGGAAGCAGCUGAGGUCACUUGGUCUGUUCAUCCUGGAGGAGGCUGAGGGGAGACCUCAUUGUGGUCUUCAGCAUCCUUGUGAGGGGAAGAAGAAGGGGUAGGCACUGAUCUCUGUAGUGACCAGUGACAGGACCCAAAGGAAUGGCCUGAAGCUGUGUCCAGGGAGGUUGAGGUUGAAUAUUAGAAGGUUCUUCACUCGCAGGGUGGUUGGGCACUGGAACAGGCUCCCCAGGGAAGGGGUCACAGCACCAACCUGACAGAGCUCAAGAAGCAUUUGGACAACAUUGUUAGGUGUACAUGGUGACUCUUGGAGGUGGUCAUGUGCAAGGCUGGGAGUUGGAUUAGAGAUGAUCCUUCCAACUCAGAAUAUUCUGUGAUUCUGAAAGAAUGGUGGUUUGUAAAGGAAGUGGCCAUUCAGAGUAAUCAGUGAGGACAAUUACUAAAUGAGCAGCCCCCCUCGACCUCAGUGAGUGAGAUCCCUGUGGGUGGCGAGCUGUCCUGUACCAUGGCAGGACCUUUCCUUGGACAGGUCCUUCUCUUUUUGCCCACCUGCAUAGUGACUGUCCCUGGCUGCCCACAGACCUGCCUUGCACAACAGCACUCUGACACUGAGGGCUGAUUUUGGCUUCAUCAUCAACUUUCAGGUCAGUUAGUUUUAUAUUUGUACAUUGACCUUCAGUAGCAGAAGUCAGAUGACAUUGGAAGCUGUGUAUUCCAGCUUAUCAUAACAGGUACUAACCUACUUUUUCAGGCCUUAUCACUUGGUCUGAUAUGCUGAGUUUUGCACUUGAAAUUUUAAUUUGAGGAGCAGGUUGUCCAGAGGAGCUGUGGAGUCUCCUCCACUGGAGAUACUCAGGAGCUGACUGGAACAAUCCUGUGCCACGUGCUCUGGGAUGACCCUGCUUGAGCAGGGAGGUUGGACCACAUGACCCACUGUGGCCCCUUCCAGCCUGAGCCAUUCCGUGAUUCUGUAAUUAUAGAGGCCACUUCCUCUAUGAGGAGGGCAAGAUGAACAUUUCUUGUUGGGAAGAUGAGUAGUGUUUGUUAAUGUGCCACUCAUCAGCUCAAUGUAGGGAUAGCUAGGCUAAUUUCCACUAACGUUAAGGAAUUUAAUGUGUUCUUGUAAGGCUGAAUCAGUUGCUGGGAGAAAAUCUCAUGGAUUUAUUUGUGUCAAGGACCGUGAAUUCUGCCAUUGAACUAUGUUGCAUGAUACACACCAGCCAGGAAACAAGUGUAAUGUUAUUUUGAGUAGCAGUUGAUUUGCAUGCCUCAGCUUCAGUUGUCAGCAGGUGUGGGUAAUAUGCUUUGUCGUUAUCAUGAGAAGUAGUCUUCCAUAAAAUAGAAAAAAUGAAAUAGAAAGUUCUUUAAGUCAUUGCUCAGGAGACAUUUUUCCAGGCUGUCCAUGCAGUCAUUCUGUUGAGUCAAUAACACUGAAGUCCAAACAUGUUGGUGACAAAAUUUCUUUCAGUCAAGUCAAACAAAAAUUAGUACUGCCCUUACUUCUGGUGGGACAUAAGAGAGGAAGAUGAAGUGAGAAUUUCCCAGUGCACUCAGAAGGCUGGUCUGUGUUAGCUGCAUGUGUUCUCAAUAGAUGUGUUGUGUUAUAGUUCACACAGGAAUUGAAUUUGCCUUGAAAAGACUUGACAUGUUGGACUCUUGAGGGACUGAGUGUUUGGACUGCAAGAACCAUGAUAGGUUCCAGUUUAAAGUAAAGGUCACCUCCCUUCUCCCAGGUUCAGAGAAGAAACUAAGAGCACAAAAAAGGAGUGAAGAAAAUGCACAGGUCAGAAGAUGGACAAGGGGGAUAGAGGAGAAAUUAAGAGAAAAUGGCAAGAAAGACUGAAGAAAGUGGAAGAACUAGCAUCUUACUAUGAAAGAAAUCCUCUUCCUACAGUUUAUAGACCAAGACUGUCCAAACCCUCUAUGCCAUCCUCUGUUUGGAAAAUAUUUUCUCGACAGGCUGAAGCUUUUAAUUAUGUAAAAACCUGCAAAGAGGAUGUUCAUGUGUUUGCUUUGGAAAAGAACUCACAGAGUGGACAGAGGUUUUACCUUGUGACAACAUAUGAAGAGCUUUGGUUUUAUUACACCCAAGGUUACAAAACAAGUCUUAUGCAUUGCUAUGAAGUAAUUCCUGAAAACGAUGCUUGCAAACUUUAUUUUGAUUUGGAGUUUUACAAACCAGCAAAUCCUGAUGCAGAUGGCAAGAGCAUGGUCAUGAAGUUAAUUGAGCUUGUCAGCCAAAAAUUAAAAGAAUUUUAUGAUGUAAAUUGUUCAUCAAAAGAUGUCUUGAACUUGGAUUCCAGUACUGAUGAAAAAUUUAGUCGGCAUUUAAUUUUUCUACCCCAAAAGACUGUAUUUAAGGAUAACACUCAUAUUGGUAACUUUGUGAGAACCAUUUUGCAGCCUGCCAUAAGAUUAAUGGAGAGUGGGGCUGCUGUGAUUCCAACCGAAGAAGCAGGGAAUGUUUUCCAAUGUUCUGCAGGAGCUGGAUUCGAUGGCUCUCUUACAAACCUCACAGCUGUUGAAGAUGAUUCUAAAGACAGGCCAGCCAUUGCUCAUGAAACAAAGGAUAUGGAAAUGCCACACCAGGGAGAAAAUUUGGAUUUUUCCUUCCUAAUAGUAAACGAUAAAGAAGGCAACAAGCAGCUUUUUGUGGAUCUAGGAGUUUAUACAAAGAAUAGAAAUUUCCGGAUGUAUAAGUCAUCAAAAGCAGGAAAAAAUGUGAUUCUGAAGAUAGCAGAGGAUAAUAAAUUUAUCCCCAGCUGUGAAAAGGGCGUUUCCUUGGAAGAAGCAUAUUUUCUUUCCUCUUUAAUCUGCAACAUCGGGGCGAGUGAUGAUAUUAAAGUUCUGUCAUCUGGCUUUUCAGAGGACGAGAGAAAAAUGUCUGCUUUUUUAAACAGUAAAACUACCAGAAGCAGCAGAGCAGAUCCCAUGGAAGGUUACCAGGGUUCGCCGUAUCCAGAAAUUGAUAACUUUGUUCGUGCUUUGGUUAAUAAAGAUGGGCUACAAGGAGGGAUACGACAGUGGAGUUACUUCUCUCUCAAAGAACUACUUAUUUAUGAUAUUUCUGGUUACCGUUGGUGUGAAAAUAUCGGAAGAGCUCACAAAAGUAACAAUAUAAUGAUUCUGGUAGAUUUAAAGAACGAAGUCUGGUAUCAAAAGUGUCACGAUCCUGUCUGCAGAGAACAAAACUUCAAAUCACAAAGUUUCCCAUUGCCGCCUGGGAUAUGCCUCCCAUCUCUUUUCAAAGAGGAAGGAGAGUCCACGCUAAUGGAUGAGAGGGGGCACACAGAAGGAAAAGUAAAUCCACAUUCUAAUGUGUCAGACUCGUCAAGAAGCUCAGUAUCUGCAGAGAACAGCUGGUCUCAAGACUUCCUGUUGUCAGACAGUGAGUGGGAAAACACAAGUGACGAUGCCUGUUUCCUAGAAGCUGCUGAAGAUGUGGAACUAGCUGAAGCUGCAGAUGACAGUCUGAAUUAUGCCAUGGAAGAAAUCCCAGAUGAAGUUCUCUUGGAAGCUCUGAGGAAAGAAGACCUCUACACCAAAGAAGGCAGCUAAGCACAGGCCUGGCCAGCAGUGAAUGACACUUGUGUGGCACAGGCUGGUGUGAAGGGUCCUGCGGGGUGGUUCACAAGCACCACUCCAGGGCUGCAAGACAAAGAGUGGAGUGCCUGGGUGAACUUCAGCAGGCAGGAGGAGAUCAUGGAAGAUUACGUGGGGGCUGAAGAGAACUGGACUAAAAUAUUCAUUAUGAAUGCUGCUCCAAGCUUAGCACUUUUAUCGCUCUUUGUUGUACAGUUUCUGUUUUGUUAGUUGUAUGUCCAAGUUUUAUUGAGAAGCCAACAAAACAGACUUCUUAUUUCCAUAAACAAGAUUAAAUAAUUUAUUUCAAAUGCAAAUUUAAUAAAAAUAUUUGUUUAUUCA
Molecule: messenger RNA, 4227 nt
Organism: Motacilla alba alba
Lineage: Eukaryota; Metazoa; Chordata; Aves; Passeriformes; Motacillidae
Gene: PRIMPOL
Product: primase and DNA directed polymerase
Exons: 14
Coding region: 2095-3861 (588 amino acids)
Biological process (GO): error-prone translesion synthesis; mitochondrial DNA replication; response to UV
Cellular component (GO): mitochondrial matrix; nucleus
Molecular function (GO): chromatin binding; DNA-directed DNA polymerase activity
Source: RefSeq, a predicted model, not a curated record